Filobasidium floriforme is the source of this 900-nucleotide messenger RNA. Its product is annotated as thioredoxin-like protein. Gene Ontology annotation, biological process: cellular response to oxidative stress; cell redox homeostasis. The record is from RefSeq and is a predicted model, not a curated record. Lineage: Eukaryota; Fungi; Basidiomycota; Tremellomycetes; Filobasidiales; Filobasidiaceae. The coding region runs from base 301 to 789 and encodes 162 amino acids. Gene Ontology annotation, molecular function: thioredoxin peroxidase activity. Gene Ontology annotation, cellular component: cytoplasm. The transcript is spliced from 6 exons.
AUGGUUUUCCUGAGGUAGUUUAAUGGGUCGAUUCCCCACUAUGACACCUUCCAUGGACUAGUACGGAUAUGGGGCUCAGGGCCCGUCCCCGAAAUAGUGUCCAUGGAGGCAGAACUUGCUGGCAUCCUAUGAAUGGUCACUGUCUUCUGAGUUUCUUUUUGACCGGCCCGACACCUCCCUUUUUUGCUUCUCGUCGAAUCGAUAGCUGAACGAUUGGUACGACGUGAAGAUCUCUCAUCAACUCCACGAUCGUCUUGUUACCAAAAAAACAACACACACAUCACCUGGACUCGAUCAAACAUGGCACCCAAACACCCGCUCGUCGGCCAACCCGCACCCGCUCUCGAACUCCCUUGCAUACCCGAGGGCGAUCUCUACCGGUUACCCAUCGGCGAAAAGCCUAUAGCUCUCUUCUUCUUCCCGCAAGCCAACACGACGGGAUGUACGAAGGAAGCUUGUGCGUUCCGGGAUGCCCAGACGAGCAAUAUAACGUUCAAGCGGCACCCCGAUCUGGACGUCGUGGGGAUCUCUAGUGACUCCACGGCCAAACAACAAUCGUUCGCCGACCAAUACAAGCUCCCUUACCGGAUCAUCUCGGAUGCGGAGGAGAGCGCUAGGAAGGCGUAUAAGGUGGACAAGGCGUUCAUGGGUCUCGUACCGGGCCGAGCUACGUUCUUCAUCGACGCUAAAGGGAUCAUCAGGGGUGUUUGUACGAAGAACAUCGAUUUCAGUGCGCAUACCAAGUUCGUCGAGGAGAUGUUGAUCUUGGUCGAAAAGGAGGACAAGUAGGAUGUAGGAUGUGGGUUGUGGACGAGGUUGUCCCAAGUCGGCGGCGGCGCUUAGGUGGAUCGUUGGACUAGGAUGAGAGCUUGACUUAUAAAUAUAAUUCACGAACGAUUU